This is a messenger RNA of Macrobrachium nipponense, 4883 nucleotides long. RefSeq names its product translation factor Guf1, mitochondrial-like (gene waw). The coding region runs from base 1 to 2019 and encodes 672 amino acids. The record is from RefSeq and is a predicted model, not a curated record. Gene Ontology annotation, cellular component: mitochondrion. Gene Ontology annotation, molecular function: GTPase activity; GTP binding; mitochondrial ribosome binding. Gene Ontology annotation, biological process: positive regulation of translation. NCBI's taxonomy places the organism in Eukaryota, Metazoa, Arthropoda, Malacostraca, Decapoda, Palaemonidae. The transcript has 13 exons.
AUGCCUGGGACAGGUGAUGGGUUCUCUACACCUCCCAGAGACCAACGAGCAUGGAUAGAAAAAGGAGAUCAGCCUCAGAUGCGAGAUAUCCCUCCGCCACCUAUCCCCGGAGGUGCGAGGACAGAUCCCCGACACAUACACUCUUCCCGAGGACGACCUGCUGGAGAAAGCUUUGGAGCUGCGAAACUCGCCGCCCUGCCAGUGACCAUCUGCCCAGUGACAGAGGAAUCUGAGGCACUGGAGAUAAAUGCAGUGCACCAAAGGAGGGGCCCCAUGCAGCAGCAAACAGAUAACCAUCCCUGGUGCUUCUUCCACCAGAGAUUCGGUAAAUACGCCAGUGCAAUAGAGAAGGAUGGCAGUAAUAAGCAAGUACUAGAUAAAUUGCAAGUAGAGAGAGAAAGAGGCAUUACUGUUAAAGCUCAGACAGCAUCCAUUGCAUAUAAAUACAAAGGCCAGGAUUUUUUACUUAAUCUGAUUGAUACUCCUGGGCACGUUGAUUUCACUUAUGAAGUGUCACGUUCACUGGCUGCAUGUGAAGGGGUGAUUCUCUUAGUAGAUGCCAAUGAAGGUGUUCAAGCCCAGACAGUGGCAAAUUUCUAUCUAGCCUUUGCAAGUGGGCUGACUGUCAUUCCAGUGCUUAACAAAAUAGAUCUAAAGAGUGCUGAUCCAGAAGCUGUCAAAGAUCAACUGUUUAAUUUGUUCGAAAUUGAUCCAGAGGAUGUACUGCAGAUAUCAGCCAAACAUGGAACAGGUGUGAUAGAUGUUAUUGAAAGAGUUAUAGAUGCUAUACCUCCUCCUACCAGUAAAUGCAGUACAGAAAAGCCGUUUCGAGGGUUGUUGUUUGAUUCUUGGUUUGACAAAUAUAAGGGUGCUGUAUCUUUACUGUUAGUUGUUGAUGGAACAGUAAGAAAAGGUGAUCAUAUCUCAUCUGCUCACACAGGCAAGAGCUAUGAAGUCAAAGAAGUAGGGAUCCUUACUCCCAAGGAAGCUUCAGUUCCACAGUUGUACACAGGACAAGUUGGCUUUAUAACUGCAAAUAUGAGAUCACCCAAGGAUGCUCAAGUUGGAGAUACUUUGCACUUAAAGGACUGUGUUGUCACACCUCUUGAUGGAUUUCGUCCAGCCAAACCAAUGGUAUUUGCUGGUGUUUAUCCAUUGGACCAGCGUGAGAAUCCUGCAUUACGAGCUGCCUUAGAACGACUAACUCUUAAUGAUGGCAGUGUCUCAAUGAAGAUUGAAACAAGUGCAGCUCUUGGUCAGGGUUGGAGACUUGGAUUCUUAGGACUACUUCACAUGGAUGUUUUUAAUCAGCGGUUAGAACAAGAACAUGGAGCUCAAGUUGUUAUAACCACACCUUCUGUUCCUUACAAGGUUGAAUUGCAUGGUGAAAAACUUAUAGAGAGAUAUGGUGGAAGAGAAAUAAUUGUCACCAAUCCAAGUCAUUGGCCAGAUCCAGUCCAUAUUGUCAGUACUAGUGAACCUAUGGUUAUGGGCACUAUAAUUACUCCAGACAGGUAUUUAGGGGCAAUCAUUGGUCUGUGCCAGGAAAAACGUGGUGUUCAGCACAGCAUUAAAAAUAUUGAUGAAAUUCGAAUAAUUAUGCAAUACCAGCUUCCUUUGAAUGAAAUAGUUAUUGACUUUUAUGACAAAUUAAAAUCCAUAUCAUCUGGUUAUGCUACAUUUGAUUAUGAGGAUAUUGGAUUUCAACCCUCUAAUUUAGUUAAACUUGAUUUCCUGUUGAACAGCAAAGUAGUUGAGGAACUAUCCUUUAUUGUCCACAAAUCAAAGGCAGAGUCUAUUGGGAGACACAUUUGUGAGAAACUUCAGGAAAAGAUACCAAGACAGCUUUUUCAUAUUGGUAUCCAAGCUGCAGUUGGAGGAAAAAUUCUAGCUCGUACUAACAUUAAACCACUGAGAAAGGAUGUUACAGCAAAACUGUAUGGUGGUGACAUUACAAGAAGACAGAAGCUUCUAAAACAGCAAGCUGAAGGCAAAAGGAAAAAUGAAAAUGUAUGGUAAGAUUGAAGUCCCCAGAGAAACAUUUAUUAGCAUAUUAAAAAGAUAGCAGAAUGUGUAUUUUUAGUUGUGGAGCUAAUAUGUAUUUUUAUCUUUUUUUUUUUUGUUAAUAUGUAAGUUCAUCAAGAUGAACUUAGUUAGUUGUGUUUGCAUGCUAGAGAGGUCCCCAAACAUGAAUUUGAUAAUGCAUUACUUGGAGCACCUUUGCAAUGAGAUUAGACAUUCUGAAACAUAGCAGUAAUUUUGCCAUUGAUAAUUUUCAAGAAAUUGAUGGGCCUAAAACUGCCUUGAAAAUUAAGGACAGAGGAAAAUCAAAUUGAUAUACAUAGCAAGUAAAGCACAUACUCCUACAAAUCACAAUUCAAAAUGAAGCUUGUUUUAUCCCCUAAAGGUUGAAUGCUAACAUAAUGACAUAGGUUGAAGGUAAAAGUUCACAUAGGUCAAUUUGUCAAGUAAUUUGGGACUAGCUUAAAAUUUGGACCCUAAUCUAGAUAAUUAGUGCUCUCAAAAUUCAGCAUGUAUAUGAUUUAGGUAUUAAUUUAUUGGUGGAUUGUAGUAGUACUCUGCUCAGUGGGAAAGUUUUUGAAACAAGUACAGAGAUAAACACCCCAGCUUUAAGCCCUUGCAGCUCAAGCUGAUUUAUUAUAAAUGACUCAGAACAUUUACAUACAUAUCAUCAGAUUUAAAAAAAAAAGUGUGUAUACAGACCUAAUUAUUUCUGGUUCUCCCUCACCAGGUAUGUGGUGGGGAUGGGAGAAAGUAGGAAGUAAGGAAGUACAGUUUAGUAAAAUAUUUAUAUGGCCUACUGUAUCCAGCUAUGUCAUAUUCAUGAGUUACUUCUAUUUUCUGCCUGUAAAUGAAAUGGACAUACAAAAAGUGAACUGGGAGAUCUGUAGUUGAAUUGGUGAUGCCUUAUGUUAUUGCUGCUUGUUAUUCAGACUCCACUGUUGGGAACUGGUUAAAUUGUAUCGUUGAUUCUUGCAUAUUUUAUCUGAUGCUUAGUGACUGUAGUAUAGACAACAUUUAAGCUUGCAGUGCUUGGGUAGUACUCUGUUGCUCAUUCUGAACAUUUACAUGGCAUUGGGAAAUCAUAAAGCAACAAAACCUGACAUAAUUCUGGAUGCAAUAUGCCAUCCCUCUCAAAGUAAUAUCCAAAAAUUUGGGGAGCGAGCUUUUGCUUUCGAUUGUAGUGACAAUGUAACUGCAUGUAUGACCCAGAGAAUGCCCUGAAAUGUGUCCCCUAGUCAAACAAUGUGCUGGUGGCAAAUCUAAUAGUGCCUUUUCACUAUGAUCAUAUAAGUGGCGCCAGAGCUCGUCCUCUAUUUUAUACGAGGUCCCAGGUUUAUAAGUGUUAAGUGUUGUAAACAUUACACACUGAAAAAAACUGACAAAAUCUAGUAGACAAACUGUGGAAUAACCCCACAAUCAAGUUCAUCUGAUGGAAAUGAAAGGCCUAAGCAGUCCUUGGUUGCAUCACAGGACCAAGUAUGUCUAACCGAUACUGCUGAUGCAUUCUCAAAAAGAAAAUGCCUAAGACAUUAACGAUGAUUCAAAAUUUUGCCUCUGAAAAACAGCAAACAGAAUGUUUGCAAGCAGUUGUACUACUACUGUACAGGAUAAUGUUUAUAAAAGAACCUGUGAUUUAUAGGAUGCAAACUCAGUUGCUGGUGCAGGUACUGUCAUAAAUCGUACAUUUGUGAAUACAUGAAGAAGGAAAGAAACUCAAAUCUAGAUUAGGGUCUCUCUCUGAAGGCCAGCAGAAGUUAGAUAGCUCGUCAAAUGUAAUAAAAGGUACAGAGCCAGCGUUGAACUCAACUAAAUCAUACAUUUGAGAAUACAUGAAGAGAGGAAAGAAACUUAAAUCUAGAUUAGGGUUUCUCUCUGAAGGCCAGCAGAAGUUAGAUAGCUUGUCAAAUGUAAUAAAAGAUACAGAGCCAACGUUGAACUCAACUAGACGUUAUAAUUUUUUACAUUUAUCUGACUGCUGUAAUAAGAGAUGUGAAGCUAUAUAGACUAUCUUCAUCUUCACAAAGAUGUGGCGAUGCACAUAAUAAGUAUAAAAAAAAUUGUCAUUUUUUGUUCCUCCUGGUUCAAAGACUCCUCCAAUCUUUUUCAAGGCACAAGCUAUAGAGUAUGCAUGCUUAUCAAUGGGGAACCAUAAUGCAUAGGAUUGGAUAAUGUGAAACAUUGUGAAUAUUGAAACAUGAUUUUGAUCUAGAUAAAAAGUUCUGUGAUGCAAGUGAAAAUGAAAAUUCCUGUAAAUCCAUAAGACUUCCAAUGGAAAUGACACAUUUCUUCUCAGCACUGUUACAUUGUAAACAAUAGUAAAAGGGCACUCCUCUUCAUAUAGUGCACUCUGAGGAAGUUUACAAUGCUUGUAGGUCUAGAAUACUACUUUCUAGCCUUAAUUGGUUUAUACUGUUGGUAAGUUAUGAAGAAUCCUUUGCUAUCUUUCCAACGUGGCAUCACUUAUUACUGAUUCCAAAUUAGGAACACAAAUGGAUGGGCUGAAUGUUAAUCAUGAGCAAUACCUCUGCAGAUUUUGAAAGGAUCCAAAAGACUGAUUUUUACUGGGUACAGGAAGUUCUCAUUAAUACUCUUGUGGCGAACAUUUUUGCUCUGGUCAGCCUGCUCAAGUCUUUCAUAUACAAUGUCCUGUCUUAAAGUUGUUGCCUGAAUGAGUUGUUUUCUGCCAUUCUUUGUGCUGGUAUGUAGUUGGAUAGUCACUGUAAGCACCCUGGCAUAUGAUGAUUGCUCUGAUUCAAUUGAAGAGUGUUGGCUUGGUGAAGGUGCUGAUGUCCUCAAUUAAUUCCUGGUAAACCAGCCAUCUUGCAUACAAUGUAUUCUAUAAAAAAAGAAAAAUAGAA